This is a messenger RNA of Aspergillus fijiensis CBS 313.89, 1599 nucleotides long. Its product is annotated as amino acid transporter. Gene Ontology annotation, biological process: amino acid transmembrane transport. Gene Ontology annotation, cellular component: membrane. Lineage: Eukaryota; Fungi; Ascomycota; Eurotiomycetes; Eurotiales; Aspergillaceae. Bases 1 to 1599 code for a protein of 532 amino acids. The transcript is spliced from 4 exons. Gene Ontology annotation, molecular function: L-amino acid transmembrane transporter activity. The record is from RefSeq and is a predicted model, not a curated record.
AUGGCUUCUACCCGUGACAGCCAGGAUGGAGCCAUCCAGCCGCUACUCACGCAGCCAGAUGAGAGAAACCAUGCAACCAUUGCCCAAGAAGGUGCCACCGUGGAAGAUCACCGCCCCGGUGCAUUCAAGCGAAACCUUGGCGCCGUCGAAGCUUUCGGCAUCAUCAUCAGCAUCGUGAUCGGAAGUGGAAUCUUUACUUCACCCGGGUCAAUCGAUACCAAUGUUCCUUCGCCUGGAGUGGCCCUCGUGGUAUGGCUUGUGGGUGGGAUCUUAGCCUGGACCGGCGCCACGACUAUGGCCGAGCUGGGCACUGCCAUUCCUGGUGAAGGGGGCGUGCAGCCGUAUCUGCAGUAUAUCUUCGGUGAAAUCUGUGGCUUUCUGGCGGCCUGGACGUGGAUCAUUGCUGUCAUGCCGGCCACCUUGGCCAUUCUCAGCAUCGUGUUCGUCGAGAGCAUUUACUCGGCAGCUGGUGUGACUGAUCAGGCUGCAGCAAUGUCGCACAAGCUGCUGUCCAUUUUGAUUCUUGUUGUGGUCAGCGUUGCGAAUUCUAUCAGCACCAAGGUCAGCACGCGGCUCAAUGGGUUCUUCGUCAGCACCAAGUUCGUCACCAUCGCCGCGGUGGUGCUAGCGGGGCUUGGUGUUGUUAUCGCCCAUCUGGCCAAGUCCGACAGUGGCCAUGGAUCCCGAGACUGGUUCCAGAAUCCCUGGUUCGGCUAUCGCAACACGGUCACUCCGGAUGGAAAGCUGAUUGACUGGCAUGACGUCGCUGGGUGGGAGAUGCUGGGGUAUUACUCGACCGCCUUGUACGGUGCACUGUGGGCUUAUUCUGGCUGGGACAAGGCGAUCUACAUCAGCGCAGAACUUUCCGCCCCGGCGCGCCAGCUUCCCUUGGCUAUCAACUCCGCCGUGCCUAUCAUCAUUCUCUGCUUCAUUGCGGCCAAUGCGGCAUACUACAUUCUCCUACCAUGGAAUGUGGUCUCCACGACGGAUAGUGUGGCUGUUACGGCCAUAACGCAUCUUCUAGGCCCCGCAGCCGGUAUCAUCGCCGCGAUCUUGAUCUGUCUGGUAGUCGCCGGGUCUCUGCUGGGCAACUCCUUUGUUGCGGGCCGGAUGGUAGUUGCUGCUGCAAACAGGAACUGGCUGCCGCAACUCCUGGGAGUUAUCGGUCAGCUGGGACGGCCCUCCUCCGACCAGAACAACAGCCUCGGCUCCGAUGCACCCAUCAACGCCAUCGUCUUAUCGACCAUCUUGCCAAUCUUCUAUAUUCUCUUUGGCAACUUUCGAGCUCUGCUUACCUUCAAUGGUCUGGGAGAGUACUCGUUCUUUUUCCUGACGGUGGUUGGAGCGAUCAUGCUGCGCUUCCGCGAACCGGACCUCGAGCGGCCCUACAAGCCCUUUCUGGGGAUUCCAAUUGUCUUUGUCCUGGUGAGUGGGUUUGUGGUGACGCGUGGGGCGGUGUUUGCGCCGUUUCAGGCGGCUAUUCUGAUCGUGCUGUGGGUGAUUGGGGCGGGAUUCUAUGCUCUUCGUAAGCGGUGGCUGAAAGGGGGACAGAGGUAUGCUGCGGUGUCGACCGGGGAGGGCGAGGGGGAGGCGGAGUAG